This is a messenger RNA of Necator americanus (New World hookworm), 1146 nucleotides long. RefSeq lists its product as uncharacterized. Bases 1 to 1146 code for a protein of 381 amino acids. Gene Ontology annotation, cellular component: membrane. Lineage: Eukaryota; Metazoa; Nematoda; Chromadorea; Rhabditida; Ancylostomatidae. The record is from RefSeq and is a predicted model, not a curated record. Gene Ontology annotation, molecular function: zinc ion transmembrane transporter activity. The transcript is spliced from 7 exons. Gene Ontology annotation, biological process: zinc ion transmembrane transport.
AUGCAUGUGCCACUCGGCCGCUCUCAUCAAAUUAUGAACUCUUCAUGUGGAAGCGUGGUACAAUUUUUGCAAGGCAAAAACGGAAUAUGUUUGGACAACGCGCAAGACAUGAUAAGAGGGAUAAGUCCGGUCUGGCAAGCCCUCGUCGCUGGUUGCUUCACAUGGGGUGUUACCGCCUUAGGAGCCGCACUGGUAUUCGUUAUGAAGCACCAGAAUCGAAAAUUAUUAGAUCUUAGCUUGGGUUUUGCGGCUGGAGUUAUGACGGCAGCUUCAUUUUGGUCAUUACUCGCUCCUGCUAUUGAAAUCUCAGAGAAAACGAUGGGAUCACUUGCUUUUCUUCCUGUAGCUGUCGGUUUUGCGGUUGGAGCGGCAUUUGUACAUUUCGCCGAUCGUAUGCUUCCAAGUUGUGUGAUGGGCGAUACAGCAGUCAUGGACUACCUGGCUCCAGCAAAAACUGAAACUCAACUCUCACUUGUGUCCGCCAAUGGCUCUGAGAGCGCCCCAGCUCCACGGUACGAUCCUAGCGACAAAUCUAGUGGUUUGCGUCGUCGUGGCUUGACAAAUAGAUCAGCGCCCGAUAACGAAGGAGCUAUUGAAGAGAACGACCUAGCGACAGCACAUGAAAAAGAGGUUAUGCAACGACUGGAAGAUGAGUAUCGAUCAUCUUGGAGAAGAAUCAUGCUUCUAAUUCUUGCCGUCACUGUCCACAAUAUUCCAGAGGGACUUGCGGUUGGCGUAGGGUUUGGCUCAGUGGGGAAGGCUGAGGCGGCAAAGUUUGAAACUGCUUUUAAUCUCGCUGUCGGGAUUGGGCUUCAGAAUUUCCCUGAAGGACUAGCCGUCUCUUUGCCUUUAGCUGCGUUUGGGCACUCGAAGCUGAAGGCAUUCUGGUACGGUCAACUGUCAGGAAUGGUGGAACCGAUCUCAGCCAUUUUGGGUGCUGCUGCUAUUAUACUCAUGGAACCAAUUCUACCCUAUGCACUUGCGUUUGCCGCAGGAGCAAUGAUAUACGUUGUUGUCGAUGAUAUUAUUCCGGAAGCACAAAGAAGUGGGAACGGCAAAUUAGCGUCAAUUUCAUGCAUAAUAGGCUUUCUGGUGAUGAUGUGUAUGGACGUAGGCUUGGGAGACUCUGAAGAUAAACCGAAUUAA